AAAAGAACCCCGGAGGCGCGCGCGAGAGCGAGAGAGAGAGAGAGAGAAACAGGGAGAAGAAUUGAGAAAGAGGCGCGCGCGCGCCACGAAACCAGCUGUGCGCACAACGCUCGCGCUUCGAAUCCGCACUUGGAAGACCGAAGGCUCGCGCCGACAUGAAGCGUCCCUGCGAGGACACCACGUCCGACAGUGACAUGGACGAGACCAUUGACGUGGGCAGUGAGAAUAAUUACCCCGCCCAAAGCAGCAGCUCUUUUCUGAGAUGUGCUUCGCCCACCACCACCUCGCAGGUCAUGGCCCGGAAAAAACGCAGAGGGAUCAUCGAGAAGCGACGGAGAGACCGGAUCAAUAACAGUUUGUCGGAGUUGCGUCGCCUGGUGCCUACUGCUUUCGAGAAGCAGGGCUCUGCUAAAUUAGAGAAGGCUGAAAUUUUGCAGAUGACUGUAGAUCAUCUAAAGAUGCUUCAGGCUACAGGUGGAAAAGGUUAUUUCGAUUUUCAUUCCCUGGCCAUGGACUUCAUGAGCAUCGGUUUCCGCGAGUGUCUGACUGAAGUGGCUCGCUACCUGAGCUCAGUAGAAGGACUGGACUCGAGUGACCCUCUGCGUGUUCGUCUCGUAUCACACCUCAGCAGCUGUGCCUCUCAGCUCGUCACCUCGUCAAUCACACACCACCCUCAGGCCCUACACCCGCUUCACCCUCUGCACCCGCUACCCGCAGCCUUUCUAGCGCACGCCGUACCGUCGCAUUCCUCCUCGUCUUCCUCUUCAGAGCCACAUCGCUCCUCCUUCUCCCACGCCGGCAGCAUAGCACCGCCGCUCUCCACGUCCCUUCUCUCGCUCUCGGCAACGUUCCCUCUGUCGUUCCCAGCCGGAUUCCCGCUCUUCGCUCCUGGCAUGACAUCAUCGGCGACUAUCAGCCCUUCCAUUUCCAGCUCAUCCACAUCAUCAACGUCACAGCAGAGCAGCUCCGGCUCCAGUUCUGCUAAACCAUAUCGGCCGUGGGGAACUGAAGUGGGAGCCUUCUAAGUGCCGAGACUACGAACUGUAAACGCUGCUCUUUUUUAAUAGCCACAAUCAAUUUCGACAAGUGCCUGGCUGGGCGUCUCUCACUGAAGUAAACCGUACGCAAGAAGGAAACACGGAUGCGGAUCGUUCUGUUCUGUAUGCAUCACACAUAUGGAUGAUCGAUUUGUAUUUUCAGUGAAAUGGGCCGAUCGCUGUUUUUUUUUCUUUUCUUAUCUUCACCCUGACAUUUCCCACUGGAGAAAAAAGUUCUUUUUUUGUUUCUUACUUUUUUUUUUCCAUACAAAUGUCACAUAAAGGGAUAAUGCCGUUCUGCGCAAUAGCGUGAAUGAAAUACACUUUAUUUCAAAUGAGCAAAUAAGAUCUUAGUUGCGGUUCUUGUGGGAUUUGAACUCACAACCUUUCAGUCACUUUGACUGCUGAUGUACAACUAUCCGACUGAAAUAUCAUGUCUGUGUAUAAAGUCCCAGGAAACAGUGCAGAAUAUUGAAAAUGAUAUAUAUUUGGUGUAAACAGGCAGGAAAGGUUGGAUGAAAUGCGCCAAUAUAGCGUACACGUUUACUUAUCACAUGUACAGCGAAAUUCUUUCUUUGCCAAUCCCAGUGAUGUUAGGAAGCUGGGCUCAAAACGCAGGUUUAGCUAUGAUACAGCACAGAUACAGAUCAGAGGGUUAAGGGCCUUGCUCAAGGGCCCAAGAGUAGCAGCUUGGUGAUUCUUGGGGCUCAAUCCCCCAAUGUUCUGAUCAGUGACCAGAACCUUAAUCACUGAGAUAAUAAAUAUGGAAGGUACAGUUCUGUAUUACACACAUAAUCAUCAUGAGUACAAAAAUUCACUUUUAAAGCAAUUUAAUGAGGUUAAUUAUCAUUUCUUUCGUUUAGGCAUGUUUUCAGCUCUGAGUUUCUCUAUUUAUAUUAAUAUUAUGCAAAAUAUCUAUAAUAGAUUUCAUAACGUGGAUUGCAUGUACGGAUCUGUGUGGGAGGUGCAAUCAUGAUCAGCCACGUGAUUGUUUAUAGUACAACAUCUAGUCUGAACAAACUCCGCCCACUUUAUAUCUGAGGAGGCAUUGUGCCCGUAAAUCCAACAAACCCAGAUUUCCUGUGACUUUAUUCAUCAGAACGAGCAUCAAAACAUUAUUUUACAUUGUUUGUAAGAAAAACAACAGUAAGCCAAAGGUUUUUUCAGAUAAUCACAGAACAAUGGAGGUGUGAAUGAGAGUGUGUGUGAGGAAUUAACCACUCAGUCUGUAAAUAUGUACAUGUCUAAGAGUGUAACUAGAGUUUAUACUGGAGCUGUAUACUGUUAUGAUGAUGCACUUCGGUCACUACUGCCUAAAAAGAGAGAGACGGGAUUCUCUCCAACAUAUUUUUGGCGCUACAGCUCUCACUGUUUGUUGGUGUUGUAUGUGGCAUUUGCCAGUAAACCACACUACUGUAUGUCUUUUUUUUUUUUUUUUUAUCCCCAUCCUGCUCUCUUAAUAUGUAACCGUUUUUUUUUUUCUAUGCAAAAAUGAAAAAAAAAAAAAAGCAGAUGUCACCGAUUAAAAUUCAAUCCUUUUUA
Silurus meridionalis is the source of this 2579-nucleotide messenger RNA. RefSeq names its product hes-related family bHLH transcription factor with YRPW motif 2 (gene hey2). Gene Ontology annotation, cellular component: nucleus. Gene Ontology annotation, molecular function: protein dimerization activity; RNA polymerase II cis-regulatory region sequence-specific DNA binding; DNA-binding transcription factor activity, RNA polymerase II-specific. The record is from RefSeq and is a predicted model, not a curated record. NCBI's taxonomy places the organism in Eukaryota, Metazoa, Chordata, Actinopteri, Siluriformes, Siluridae. The transcript is spliced from 5 exons. Gene Ontology annotation, biological process: regulation of transcription by RNA polymerase II; anterior/posterior pattern specification; regulation of neurogenesis. Bases 156 to 1025 code for a protein of 289 amino acids.